Piliocolobus tephrosceles (Ugandan red Colobus) is the source of this 2409-nucleotide messenger RNA. It is a transcript of the gene TOM1, whose product is annotated as target of myb1 membrane trafficking protein. The record is from RefSeq and is a predicted model, not a curated record. Bases 119 to 1843 code for a protein of 574 amino acids. The transcript has 17 exons. Gene Ontology annotation, biological process: signal transduction. NCBI's taxonomy places the organism in Eukaryota, Metazoa, Chordata, Mammalia, Primates, Cercopithecidae. Gene Ontology annotation, molecular function: clathrin binding; phosphatidylinositol binding; ubiquitin binding. Gene Ontology annotation, cellular component: endosome; membrane.
UGCCACCGCUCCGCCCACGCCUCCUCGCCGGCCUUCGGGUGCGUCACGUGACGGGUUGGCGGCGCUGGCGGUUGCUGUCAGCUGAUUCCCGGGGUUGGUGGCAGCGGCGGUAGCAGCGAUGGACUUUCUCCUGGGGAACCCGUUCAGCUCUCCAGUGGGACAGCGCAUCGAGAAAGCCACAGAUGGCUCCCUGCAGAGCGAGGACUGGGCCCUCAACAUGGAGAUCUGUGACAUCAUCAACGAGACGGAGGAAGGUCCCAAAGAUGCCCUCCGAGCAGUAAAGAAGAGAAUCGUGGGAAAUAAGAACUUCCACGAGGUGAUGCUGGCUCUCACAGUCUUAGAAACCUGUGUCAAGAACUGCGGGCACCGCUUCCACGUGCUGGUGGCCAGCCAGGACUUCGUGGAGAGUGUGCUGGUGAGGACCAUCCUGCCCAAGAACAACCCACCCACCAUCGUGCAUGACAAGGUGCUCAACCUCAUCCAGUCCUGGGCUGACGCGUUCCGCAGCUCGCCCGAUCUGACAGGUGUGGUCACCAUCUAUGAGGACCUGCGGAGGAAAGGCCUGGAGUUCCCCAUGACUGACCUGGACAUGCUGUCGCCCAUCCACACACCCCAGAGGACCGUGUUCAACUCAGAGACACAAUCAGGACAGGAUUCUGUGGGCUCUGACGCCAGCCAGCAAGAGGACUCUGGCCAGCACACUGCCCCUCUGCCCACCCCGCCCAUGCUGUCCGGUGACACACCCAUAGCACCAACCCCGGAGCAGAUUGGGAAGCUGCGCAGUGAGCUGGAGAUGGUGAGUGGGAACGUGAGGGUAAUGUCGGAGAUGCUGACGGAGCUGGUCCCCACCCAGGCCGAGCCUGCAGACCUGGAGCUGCUGCAGGAGCUCAACCGCACGUGCCGAGCCAUGCAGCAGCGGGUCCUGGAGCUCAUCCCUCAGAUCGCCAAUGAGCAGCUGACAGAGGAGCUGCUCAUUGUCAAUGACAAUCUCAACAACGUGUUCCUGCGCCAUGAACGGUUUGAACGGUUCCGAACAGGCCAGACCACCAAGGCCCCAAGUGAGGCUGAGCCGGCAGCUGACCUGAUCGACAUGGGCCCUGAGCCAGCAGCCACCGGCAACCUCUCAUCCCAGCUGGCAGGAAUGAACCUGGGCUCCAGCAGUGUGAGAGCUGGCCUGCAGUCUCUGGAGGCCUCUGGUCGACUGGAAGAUGAGUUUGACAUGUUUGCGUUGACACGGGGCAGCUCACUGGCUGACCAACGGAAAGAGGUAAAAUACGAAGCCCCCCAAGCAACAGACGGCCUGGCUGGAGCCCUGGACGCCCGGCAGCAGAGCACUGGCGCGAUGGGAGGUGGCUGUGAGAAGAGCAUCAGUGACUGGAUGGUGAGACAAGGCAUGCCACCUGGACGAUCCCAGUCACCCAGGCCUGCCUCAUGGAGGAUAUCGAGCAGUGGCUGUCCACUGACGUGGGGAAUGAUGCGGAAGAGCCUAAGGGGGUCACCAGCGAAGGUAAAUUUGACAAAUUCCUGGAAGAACGCGCCAAAGCCGCGGAUCGAUUGCCCAACCUCUCCAGCCCCUCAGCUGAGGGGCCCCCAGGUCCCCCACCUGGCCCAGCACCCCGGAAGAAGACCCAGGAGAAAGAUGAUGACAUGCUGUUUGCCUUAUGAGUGUGGGGUCUGGCACCCUGCAGCCCAGGUCCCCACUGCUCUCACACCCUUAGGCUGGGACCUCCCUCCCUCCUCUGGUGUCAAGGCUGCUUUGGGGGUGGCUCGUUACCCCCUUUUUCUCCUCUUUGAAGAUGGAGCUGCUUCAGCUGCGGCUGGGGGUGUGGAGGCAGUGGGAUGAACUGGGGAUAGGUCUGCACUGCAGUGGGAUCUGGCUGCUCUGCCUCCUUUCCCACCCCAGCUGACCAUGAGACUUUGCUGAGAAGUGGAGGCUCCAGGACGGGCUGGCUGGCUGGCUGACCCAGUGUGACUCUCCUUCACUGAGUGAUACCCUGCUCUGGGCCCAUGCCCCGUGGAGCCCUUCAGAGCCCACACUGCCAGUCGAGGCCUGGCUGGAAGCUGGCCACAGUGGCAAUUGUGUCGAGCCUGUUGUCCAUUCCCCGCUCUGCUGCUGGGGCCCCAUGGCUUUGGCUGGCCAUCAAGGGCAGGGUGUGGAGCUGCGGCGGCCCAGGUACGAAGCUGCAACUCUGCACGCAGUGGGCGAGAUCUCACCAGCCCCAGGCUGCAGGUGAGGCUUCAGGGGACGCUGGGGCCCCACUGUCCCUCCACUGCCUUGUCCUCCAUCCUUCCUCUGUUCCUUCUGGCCGGGCACCACAGCACUGGGGCUCAGCUCUUGGUUGAUCCUCUUGUACUGGGAGAGAUGCCUUUUGUGUCCCCAAUUAAACAUAGAAAACCACCCUGCUAGCA